AUGGCGUUAUCCAACACCCUUAAAAUACAUGAGGUUACCCAAGUUACUCUUUUCUCCGACUCAACCACCGAGUUUUCUCUCCCGCUAACAUUAUACGAUAUGUUUUGGUUAAAUUUUCCUCCUGUUGAGCGCCUUUACUUCUAUCAGAUCACUGACUUGACCCCUCAUUUCUUCUACUCAUUUAUCCUCCCAGACCUCAAGCACUCUCUUUCUCUCACUCUCCUCCAUUAUCUUCCUCUUGCCGGUAACCUUAUCUGGCCCCUAGAUGCCCCAAAGCCUUUCAUCUACUACUCCCCAAACGAUGGCGUUACGUUCACUGUUGCAGAAUCUACUGCCGACUUCAAUUCGCUUACUGAUAACGGAGUUCAUGAGGCUGUGGAGCUCCAUCCUUUGAUCCCUCAGUUGGUGACAUCUGAUGACAAAGCAGCGAUGAUCGCUAUACAAAUAACUUUGUUUCCGAAUCAAGGGUUCUCCAUCGCUAUAACAAGUCACCAUGCCAUACUUGAUGGGAAAAGCUCAACCAUGUUUAUCAAGUCUUGGGCUUGUUUAUGCAAACAAUUAGGUAAAGAUGGAGAGCCUUCUUUGUUACCAGAACUAACCCCGUAUUUUGACCGAACUGUCAUCAAAGAUCCCACUGGUAUUGACAUGGAGUAUGUGAACAACUGGUUCGCUUAUACCAACACACGAAGCUUGAAGGUUUUGCCAAACGUAGUGCAGAACACCGAUUGGGUUCGAGCCACAUUUGAGUUGACCCGUGAUGAUAUUCAGAAAAUAAGGAAUCGGGUAUUGCUUAUACUGAAUAAGGACAAUGAAAAAGAAGACAAACAACCACGGCAAGUUCAUUCAUCAACUUUUGUGCUUACAUUGGCAUAUGUGUUCGUCUGUUUGGUAAAAGCUAGAAGAGGGGCCGAUAACGGAAGGGUUGUUUUCGGGUUCACAGCAGAUUUAAGGACCCGUUUAGAGCCUCCAGUUCCGUUGAAUUAUGUUGGCAACUGCGUUAUGUCACAUUUUUACGCUGCAAAAGCAAGAGAUUUCACAGAAGAAAACGGAGUCGCCUUUGUCGCAAAGAAGUUAAGUGAUGUGAUAAAAGGAAUAGAGAGGGGAGAAUUUGAGGGGAAAAAAGAUGCACUUUCAGAAAUCUUGAGAUUGAUAAAAUCUCUGUCUGAAGGAGUGCAAGGCCUUGGGGUAGCAGGGUCGACCCAGUUUGACGUUUACGGGUCCGAUUUCAGGUGGGGGAGACCGAAGAAGGUAGAGAUUGUGUCCAUAGAUAAGAGUGGAGCUAUUGCUUUGACCAAGAGUAGAGACAAAAGCGGCGGUGUUGAGAUCGGUGUCGUUUUGAAGAAGCAAGAAAUGGAAGAUUUUGCUUCUCUGUUUGUUGACGGGCUAAAAGAUUGACCAAGACAAAUAAACAAUCAGCAUCUUUUUAUUGAAUUUUACUAUAUGCAUUUGUAUUUGUUUUCUUGAUUGCUCGAUAAAUUGCCCGUCAAGAAAAUAAUUAUAUAUUUCUAAAAUAAGAUGUUUGUAUUGUAAUUGGCCUCUUCUAUUUGUCAUCUCUCCGUUGUACUCAUG
Molecule: messenger RNA, 1569 nt
Organism: Pistacia vera
Lineage: Eukaryota; Viridiplantae; Streptophyta; Magnoliopsida; Sapindales; Anacardiaceae
Product: phenolic glucoside malonyltransferase 1-like
Exons: 1
Coding region: 1-1395 (464 amino acids)
Source: RefSeq, a predicted model, not a curated record